Aspergillus piperis CBS 112811 is the source of this 1140-nucleotide messenger RNA. RefSeq names its product C6 transcription factor. The coding region runs from base 1 to 1140 and encodes 379 amino acids. Lineage: Eukaryota; Fungi; Ascomycota; Eurotiomycetes; Eurotiales; Aspergillaceae. The record is from RefSeq and is a predicted model, not a curated record. The transcript is spliced from 2 exons.
AUGUCGGCUCAUACCUUCCAUAACACCGGCCUCAUUCGGGGCCAUUUCGAGUAUCUAUCCAUAUUUAACGAUUAUGUCAUGAAUGAGCAACGGAUUGUCGCGACUACCAAGUUUCAACAUGUUGCUCUUCUCAAGAAAGCCAGACAGUAUUACGUUGCAGCGCUUCGACAUAUCAAUGCAGCCUUAUUGUCCUGCCAUGAAGCAGCAAAGAAUGCUACCAUUAUCUCGAUUUUGUUACUAAACACCUUUGAGGCUCUGACUUGUGAGAGUGAGGACUUCCCCUAUCAAAGAGAGACUCACUUAAAAGGUGUAGCGUCGAUAUUGGACAUUCGAGGGGUGGGACUUGUGCAAUCUUGUCCCGGGCUUCAGUUGUUUCGUCAAACCCUCCUCUGCAUUUCAGUGACAUGCAUAAUGCGCUCAUUUCGAAUACCCAUGGGAUUGGUAAAGCUUCACCGCCACACUGCUGCUUACAUGGAUACUAGUGAUCCUGCGUGGAAAUUGUCAGAUAUCAUGAUAGAACUGUCCUAUUUCCACGCAAUGGUCAAGGACCGUACGCUCUGCGAUCCUGAGAAAAUAAUUGCAUCUGCCAAAGAAAUAGACCACAACCUCUGCUCGCUCGCGGGGAACAUGCCCGAAGCUUGGCAAUUUCAGGUCAUCGAGUUAGUGACUACAUCUGAACCCGUCAUGGGAACGCAGUAUCAUGUGUAUCCUGAUGCAUGGGUCGCAGGUGUGUGGAACAACAUCCGUGCAUGUCGGUUACUUUUGCAUGGUGAGAUCAAGCAGCAAUUGGAGAGUGUGCUGGACACUUCUCUAUACGAUGCUGUCCAGUAUCAGCACUCAGUCAUAAUAAUGCAACAGGUCGUUUCAGACAUUUGUGCUUCCGUGCCUCAAUACUGUGGUUACCUACCAGUAAAGUCUGGUAGUGUAUCAUACACGCAAACAGUCAGCAAUGGGAUCCCCGCUAUCGCCGGUAUCUACCUCCUAUUCUGGCCUCUGUUAUAUGCCGGGCAGAUGGCUAAUUCGGAAUAUCAGCGAGAUUGGGUCAUCAAUCGCAUGCGCUAUAUCGGCGAAACAACCGGUAUUCAGCAAGCCUUUGUGUUUGAGGAUAUACUAAAGCGGGGUGUGGACCCUUUUCAAUAG